GCGGGCGCGGGCAAGGCCGAGGAGCUGCACUACCCGCAGGGCGAGCACCGCAGCGACUACGAUCGCGAAGCGCUACUGGGCGUCCAGGAAGAAGUCGAUGAAUUUGUUAAACUGGAUCACGAUGAACAGCAAAAAAGGCUGCGGUCGAUCAUAAAGAAAAUUGAUUCGGAUUCUGAUGGCUUUCUCACCGAAAGUGAGCUCAGUUCGUGGAUUCAGAUGUCUUUUAAGCAUUAUGCCAUGCAAGAAGCGAAACAGCAGUUUGUCGAAUAUGACAAAAACAGCGACGGCAGCGUGACUUGGGAUGAAUACAACAUCCAGAUGUAUGACCGGGUGAUCGACUUCGACGAGAACACCGCUCUGGAUGAUGCCGAGGAGGAGUCGUUCAGACAGGUGAGUACUGUGACAGGCUGUUCUUGGCUCCUGUCGGUUUACCGGGCCUCCCCCAUGAAUGAACACCACAGGGCCCGAGGCCACAGCCUGGCGGGCUUGUUCUCUUAGGCCGUCCCUCGUCCC
This is a messenger RNA of Tupaia belangeri chinensis (Chinese tree shrew), 513 nucleotides long. RefSeq names its product reticulocalbin-2. Gene Ontology annotation, cellular component: endoplasmic reticulum. NCBI's taxonomy places the organism in Eukaryota, Metazoa, Chordata, Mammalia, Scandentia, Tupaiidae. Gene Ontology annotation, molecular function: calcium ion binding. The record is from RefSeq and is a predicted model, not a curated record.